UUUCUUAUUUGUCUCGUUUUUACACGAAUAAAACAUUACACUAGUCAUUUACCAUGAGAGACCAUGCACACAAAUUAAUGUCUGAAGAGUUUUCCUGGUGACCAAAGUGCUGUUUUGAACAACAGGAAAGAACGGCUUAACUAUGCUAUCUUGUAAGGAAUCAAAUUUUUGUAAUGCUUCACGCGAUUGGAUUAUAAAUGUCGAUUGAUUUUGAAAAGUGAAUUCAUAUUCGUUUUCAUUCAAAGGACUGCUAGAUAUUUAUUAAGUACUGUGUUCUGGUGCGCUCGCUGUACUCAGUGGUGCCGACAGAGAUCUCACUAUUGUACGAUCUGCGGUGUGAUUUGUCACAGUGUUUAUCACUGAACAACGAUAGUAUCCUAGCUGUAUAUUUCAAGGAUGCAGAUGUUUGCAUAGGUCUCUUGUUAUACCACACAUACACGCAGACUUAGAGAAAUUUGGCGGAUAUUGUCAUUAGAGCGAACUUUUACAAACAUAUAAUCUAGUGAGCUAUGUUGGAAAUUGUCUGCGGCAAAUAAACAUGGCAGAUGGAAAAUGUGCGAAGUGCUCCAGGUACCUUCUGGUUAUCUUCAACUUCUUUUUCUGGGUAUCUGGAUGUGGACUGUUAGGAAUCGGGAUCUGGAUUUGUGUGGACGACAGGAUUGAAGAAUUCCUCAGCAAUGCAAGCAUUAGUUUCCCCUUGAACUGGAUCUAUAUUUUUGCGUACAUUAUAAUUGGCAUCGGAGGAUUUAUUUUCAUCACCGGAUUCUGUGGAUGUUGUGGAGCCGUUCGGGAAAGUGCCUGGAUGUUAGCUGGUUAUAUAGGCUGUGUAGUCCUGAUACUGGUGGCCGAGUUGGUGAUAGGAGUCUAUAUCGCUGUGGAACGGAAAAAUUUGGAAGGAAUGCUUCAAAAUGAACUUUCAAGACUAGUAAAAGACUACUCUGAACACAACAAUAAUGUCACGAUGGAUUUCCUUCAAAUACGAUUUGAUUGCUGUGGAUCCAGAAACUUUUCAGACUAUAGAGACACUGCAUUAAACAAUGGAACACACACCAAAAUGACCUGGAUCGUUCCAAACAGCUGUUGUAAAACAGGAAAGACACAGACAUGUUAUGAACAGGCCAGAAAUCUCGGGCCAGUAUACACAGAACUCAGAAGUAAGAGCUGUUUUGACGGUAUUAUAGAAUUUCUCUAUGGAAACAUCAUUAUUUUGAUUUCCGCUGUGGUGGGAGUGGCUGUUACUGAGAUCCUAGGAGUAAUUUGUGCAGUCAUACUAUGUCAAAACAGAACGGAAUAUUGGGAUUGGGAUUAAGAUGGACUACAUUUAUCAGCGGAGAAAGUUGUGGUGAAUUGUCCAGUCUGUAGAUAGAGACCACGUGAUUCAUUGGAAUGAGAGGCUGCUAUAAAGAAAUCGAUGUUGGAAGCGUAGAGCCGAACUUGUUAUGACCAUGAGUUAUUUUACAAAAUUAAAAGCUCAGAUGUCGUGUUAUCUCAUUGCAUGUAACAUUAAGAAGAAGCAAUUUACUGCCAUGCUUACUUAAUAUAAACUGAUAUUUAUUAUCCCUGAAAUUUAAUCGAUAAUGUCAGACACAUGCACGUUAAAUUAAUGUGCCUUUCAACAAACUGAGCCAUGUCUUUCACGAAUAUAUUUCAUUGUAUAAUUAAUUGAAGUACCCUGUAUUCAAUCAAAUAACCAGUAAUCGGUCAAAUUGCUCCAAACUAUAUACACAUGAACAUUGCAGUGUUAUGUGCAGAAUGAAAACAAAAUAGAAUAUUCUUUUUUAUAUUAGAUGUGUGAGUUUGUUUGACAGUUUUGUUCCAUGUUUUCAUGUUGCUAUUAUCGAUAUUAAAAAGAAAAACCCACACAAAAUAAAUAUAAAAUCAAAA
Ostrea edulis (European flat oyster) is the source of this 1884-nucleotide messenger RNA. Its product is annotated as CD81 antigen-like. The record is from RefSeq and is a predicted model, not a curated record. The transcript is spliced from 9 exons. Lineage: Eukaryota; Metazoa; Mollusca; Bivalvia; Ostreida; Ostreidae. The coding region runs from base 539 to 1309 and encodes 256 amino acids. Gene Ontology annotation, cellular component: membrane.